AUGGAAGCAGAGCAGAUGGCUGCCAUGCAGGAGCGAGCUGCCUUGGCAGUCGGUGAGUUCGCAUUGGCCGAGGGCACUGGGCAGGCUCCACGCGAUGGCGAGCUUGCCGACGAGGUUGUACUGCUGCUGAGCAGAGAGCACCGGGGUGCAGCAGCAGAGCUGCUGAUGGAACAAGUCGUUGCUACUGCACGCGGCGAGUCUGGGCAGUUCACCAAAAGCUUCGGGCAAUUGGCCGCUCUCUUAAAGCGUGCCCAGGAGGAUGCCAUCUUUACGCCAUGGAGCGCUGAUCGCUGGAACAGGCUGCUGCGCGUGGUUGGGAGGCAGCAGAAUUUGCCUGCAGUCGAGCAGGUCUUGGACUAUAUGUCCCAGUUUCAGGUCACAGGUGACCAGGAAACGGAUGCAGUCAUGGCUGAGCUGGCUGUCGCAUCUGUGGAGAUGGUCCAUCAGGCAGCUGGCCCGUGUGAGCUCGACCUUGGAAGGUGCCACGCUCCCCAGGUCUUCUUCCUGGGUGGCUGCGCCCUUUCUCAAGGCCCUGACCGAACUAACAUCGCGGACGCCAUUGUGUCCACCAUUCCGAGACGCAGGAUCCAAGAUGAGAUUGCCUCCGUGAACAAGGAGAACACUCGCAGGACUCGAGGCAAGACCUCACGGUCUCCAGCUCGGCCUCCGGCAAAUGCCCCUCUCGCCAGCUUGUUGAACAUCAACGGAGCUACGGAAGGUCAGGAGGUCCAGGCUUCCAUGCCAGUGACCCUGGUGUCCAUACCGGCGAUACAGAGGCCGUCGGUGCCAACUGUGGAGAAGGAGCUUGUGGCCUCCCAGCCUGCCGCGGUGAGCGCCGCGCGUGGAGGAGCCUGGGGAUCAACCCUUGAGGCUGAAGAGGACGUGAAGUCACAGGCUGGCAAUUGGCGAAACGAGGUCUGCAAGUUCCUCUCCGAGCCCAGACAGAAUCCUCUGGGAGGUGUUUUUCACAUUGUAGAUGCUCGCGACUUCGUGCAGAAACUCAGUGCAGAGGUGCCGAGCUACUGCAGACCCGGCGAGGAGGUUCUCAUCAAUCGAAGGCUGGAGACGGUCUUGUCAUCCAAGUCGACGUGGCUUCCAGCUGAUGAUUGCCUUGUGCAGGAAGCAGCCCUGCGCGCACGACCAAAGCGAUACGUACUGGUUGUUGCAGACUGCGCAGAGCUGAGUUUGGGUGGAUCGCGAAGUUUCCGUCAUCAAUUCUAUGUGAUGCCCUUCGUUGCCCAGCAGCGCAGGGCUUUCCUGCGAGAGUGA
This is a messenger RNA of Symbiodinium pilosum, 1269 nucleotides long. The record is from the annotation of a GenBank genome assembly. NCBI's taxonomy places the organism in Eukaryota, Dinophyceae, Suessiales, Symbiodiniaceae.